Elaeis guineensis (African oil palm) is the source of this 1294-nucleotide messenger RNA. The record is from RefSeq and is a predicted model, not a curated record. NCBI's taxonomy places the organism in Eukaryota, Viridiplantae, Streptophyta, Magnoliopsida, Arecales, Arecaceae.
CUCCCCCCCGACCUCAGAUCCGUACAAAGUAUCCGGCUUCCAAAGGGCUGGAAGGCCUUGAACGAGUCCAAGCACGGUCUUGCGACGACGGACCCAAAGAACCCGGCGACGCAAAAGCGACGACUCGCCAAUCAAAACGGGGCAGUUAUUUUGCUCAAGCCACCGGGAGGACAAUUAUACGCCACCGGGCGGUAACCACACCCCGAGGCGGAGGAGCCUGGGUGUGAGAAAGGGUAGAACUGAUCAAGCUCAUUCUCCGUUCUUCUUAAAUAAUAGAAAGAGAAAAAAUCGCAAGGUUUCUCCCCUUCCUCUCCGACCCCGCUCAACGGCCGAACCCACGGCCAGCGACGCUUUUUCCCUCCCUCUCCCUCGAUCGAUCUCUUCCUUUCAUCUUUCUAGAUCUAUAUCUCUCUAUGAUUUCAUUGAAAUCUGGUAGAUCUGUGAUCGUGGCGAGGAAUUAGGGAUUUCGGCCCCUCGAUUGGUUGUAUUGUUGCUGUCUUUAUUGUUGUUUUUUUGAUUGGAUGGCUGCUCCACCUGCUAGGGCUCGGGCGGAUUACGAUUACCUCAUAAAGCUUCUCCUGAUCGGAGACAGCGUGGCCAGGAACGGUUUCGAACAAUUACAACUGCUUACUACCGAGGGGCCAUGGGUAUUUUGCUUGUCUACGAUGUCACUGAUGAGUCAUCUUUCAACAACAUAAGGAACUGGAUCCGAAACAUUGAACAACAUGCUUCUGAUAAUGUGAACAAAAUUCUUGUGGGUAACAAGGCUGACAUGGAUGAAAGCAAAAGGGCUGUGCCUACUUCAAGGGGCCAAGCACUUGCGGAUGAGUAUGGCAUCAAGUUUUUUGAAACUAGUGCAAAGACGAAUCUAAAUGUGGAGCAAGUCUUCUUUUCAAUAGCUAGAGAUAUCAAACAAAGGCUUGCAGAAACUGAUACCAAACCUGAGGAUCGAACAAUUAAGAUCAACAAACCGGACCAGGCGGCUGCUGAGGGCAGUGCACCAGCAAAGUCUGCUUGCUGUGGUUCCUGAGUGAACAAUCGGUGAUGGUGGUGGGGUGGGUGUUAACUUUGUUGGGAACUAAUUAUCUUGUUACAGGUCAAUGUUGUUAUGAAGAUAAUCAUUACAUUGUGAGUGCUUGUAUUUUUAAUCCUUUCAUUCUUUGCAACUACUGGUCUGGUGUGUAAUGUAGUUCUUCCGGUGCUGGGGAACCUAUUGGCUUUAUUUUUUGGCAUGGGACCGCGAACUGUGUUCCUUCUAUUCUAUCUUUCCUACUGAGGCCAUGGCAUUCUUUUA